AUGAAUUUUUUUAGAUUUAAUGUAAAAGAAGAUUUAUCUUCAAAUACUACAUUAAAAUCUUCUUCACAAAGAACGAUUCGAUUAAAAUUAUCAACUCAAAUGCCUUAUCUUUUACAUCCCAUCAACCAAUCUUCUGAAACAAAUACAACAACACCAAACUUACUUUGUCCAAAAAAAGAAAGUUUAAAUUUAUUAAAAUGUCGUGAUCAUGUUUCGAUUUUAAGUUGUAAUGGACAACUUUUAUUCUUUCAACACUUUGAUGGACCAUACUUUCCAACCCUAAAAAUCUUACACAAAUAUCCCCAACUUUUACCAAAAGUUCAAGUCGAUAGAGGAGCCAUCAAAUUCGUCUUAGCAGGAGCCAACAUAAUGUGUCCAGGACUAACAUCAGCAGGAGCAAGACUUCCAAAUGAUCUACCCAUCAAUGUACCUGUAGCCGUUCAUGCAGAAGGAAAAGAAUCGGCUUGUGCUAUUGGUUUUACUCAGAUGAGUGGAGAAGAGAUGAAGAAGAUUAAUAAAGGUGUAGGGGUUGAUAAUGUACAUUGGCUUGGUGAUGAUCUUUGGUGUAUUGAUAAAAUUUAA
This is a messenger RNA of Melampsora larici-populina 98AG31, 582 nucleotides long. RefSeq lists its product as uncharacterized. Lineage: Eukaryota; Fungi; Basidiomycota; Pucciniomycetes; Pucciniales; Melampsoraceae. The coding region runs from base 1 to 582 and encodes 193 amino acids. The transcript has 4 exons. The record is from RefSeq and is a predicted model, not a curated record. Gene Ontology annotation, molecular function: RNA binding. Gene Ontology annotation, biological process: formation of translation preinitiation complex.